CACUUCUUUGUUUUGUUUAUUGUUUACCGUGUUACCACUGACGUGAAUCCCAGGGGGUAUAACAUUGGGUACUUUCACAGCCCACCUAUUGAACCACGUCUUGUUAUCACACCGUUGCACUAACACUCUACUUUGGUUACCCCUCUUAACUUUCACUUCGACUAGUCCAUUGCUCGAGCCCAUUUUUGUUGAUUCAGCCUUGUUGCAAUCUCCAGCCCGCACCCGUUCCAGACUUUGAAUUCAAGAACCAUCUCUCCCAAACGACUUGAAUCCCUGCUGUACGCCCUGACUUCUGCCUGCUACUUCAUCCACGUCCUAUAAAUACAUUGUCUGGCUUACAGCAUCCACACCGUCAUGCCGAUCGUUCCACGAAGAAGCAGAAGACGAGCCGUCAAGACCAGUGGUCGCUGGACGGAAGACGAGAGACAGCAUUUGUGGUUUUUGCGAUCUCAGCAUUCUACGCUACCGUGGGGGAGGUUUCACGAGCAAUUCUUUCCGAAUAGGAGUCUUAAUGCUCUUCAGAAGGCUUAUUCGAUCAUGAGUCUGGAAAAGAAAAAAUCAGACAUGACCGAUACACCCAAGAUACAUGGAAGAGUGGUUAAGCGCCCAUUGUCUGACACCCAGGAUGACCAGCCGUGGAAGCAGACCAAAAGAACCACCGAUAUUCCUUUUGAGAAGAGUCUCGUGGAAGAAACAGAUGACAGUGCAUCAUCGGAUGAUGAAUCCUCUAGCUCGGGUUCAGAGAGUGAUUCCGAUGAGGAAACGCCUCAGGAACCGACGACCAGUCACCGAGAAAAAAGUACUCCUGCAAUCGAGACCGCUCCUGGUGAAGAGGCCGCAAACAAUGAUGUCCAUCAAGAGGAAGAAACUACUGAUCCCAAAUCCCCCAAGGUGGCCCCAACAAAAGUAGUCCCUGCUGCAAGUCCAACCAUUGAGAACCCAAAGCCUCUCGGUGUAGUGAGAACAGAGCAAAAGAUCAACCCGAGUGACAACCACAGCACUUCUAGCAAGGUAUCCAGCCACGCACUCCCACCACCACCAGUAUGGGUGCAAAUCAUGAACUCGGCGACUCGGGACUACAGGAUUAUGGAUUUCAAGAUUCGGGACGCAGAGAGAGUGGCAUCUGCUUUACAGGAGGAGGUCGACACCCUCAAACAGCUAAACGAGGGUAAAGAGGACAAAAUCGCGGCUCUGCAAGAAGACGUUAGAAAACACCUCCAAACAAUCCGUCGCCUCCAACAAGAUGAGAACAGACAUACCGAUGAGAUGACUCAGCAACGGUCCGCGAACCAGAUACUAUCGGAUCAGAUCGAUGUUCUGGAAAAGAAGCUGAUUAUCGCUCGGAGUCAAAACAAGUGUGAAACGUGUGCGAGAGUUAGAGAGUUGACUUCGCGGAUGAGUUGAUUCCUAAUUAUGAUCAUGGCUGCUUGUUUUCUUUUUGUAAUUGAUUUGAACAUCGUCGGCGUUGUCGGUCAAGCUCUGGAGCUUGUGUCUGACAGGUCCACGGCUUUGCAAUACACGCAGUAUGAAGGGGAUCGCGAAGCGAAGCAUACUAGUACUGCAUAAACAUACACAUAAUCUUAUCAACCAGCUCCAAGCCUGCUAUGUCCAC
This is a messenger RNA of Aspergillus sclerotioniger CBS 115572, 1612 nucleotides long. RefSeq lists its product as uncharacterized. NCBI's taxonomy places the organism in Eukaryota, Fungi, Ascomycota, Eurotiomycetes, Eurotiales, Aspergillaceae. Bases 355 to 1404 code for a protein of 349 amino acids. The transcript has 5 exons. The record is from RefSeq and is a predicted model, not a curated record.